UUUUUUUUUCUUCUGUUUUGUCGUGAUAAUGUGUUUGCUUGUACUUUAUGGGCACGUCUUAUUGGGUUCAGUGGUGCCACUGUUUUGGACACUGAAUGCCUAUCACUGGUGUGCAGUACAGUGUAUCAAAUGCAUAUUAUGAAAAGGCAUUUUGAACAAUUGUGCUUUAUUCUUGAAUAGUUUUGUUACACCUGACUAAACAUUUUACGCUUGUUGCCAUUUAGGCUUCAAAAUAAACGUCACCAUGUUUAGCCGGACUCUAAAAAUAUGCAGACUGCAGUGGGUUUGUUUGAAGUGAAGGCUACCAAUAAAACGAAAGGCACCUUUCUCUCUUUUUGAUAAUUCUUGAAUAUGACUGGGUGUAUAUUCUGAGGGCUCAGAUGUGUCUGUUUGCUUAAAUGAUCUCAGCGGGAUAUAUCAGGGAGUAGACAGCUGGGGAAAACCUACAGUCUGUCAAAGAAAGGGAACACUAUUAGGAACAUAAGGACGAAAAAGAAGUCGAAGAUGAAACCUUUUCUCCUAUUUUGCUACGUGGGCGUUUCUCCCUCAUGUACAUGCCCAUCAACCCUUCCCAGGCAGCACUCUCUUGAAUUUCAUCCACAAAUGACUGAUUCCCAUUUGGGAUUGUGGGCUUUCCCCCACCCUUUCAUUGCUUGAAUACUUUAGCUUUAUAGAAAAAUCAGAUGCAUAGAUUAUUUUUUCAUUAAUUGUGAAAGUCAGAACACAGUGACGAAUUUUACAGAAGCACGAAUGAAAUGCGAACCAAUUCCUUGCUUUCCUAUAAAUUAAACAAAUUCAUGUUUAAAGUGACUCAAAGAUGUAGAGUUAGACUUUUUUUUAUAUCUGAAAUGUAUUUCUUUGUAAAUAAAUACAUGAUCCAUACGUUUUACCCUGUGGCAAUAGGUAGCCUAUUAUACGCCUUAAACUGUAGACAUGCUUGUGAUGAAUUAUAGGUGACAUCAUCUCUGCUUGUGGUUGCCAGAGUUCCUUUUGCUGUUGAUUCUAGACGUUGGGAGGGCAUAUUGUAUUGCACGUUAUUAAAAGUAUUCAAUAUUAUAUAUUCAUUAUUUUCUCGUCGUUUUUGAACCAUCAUUUCAAACAAGUGCUGUAUUAAUUAGCAUACAAUACUCAAAGGUUAAUAAACGAUUUAGAGAAUUGUUUGUUGUUUGUUUGUUUAUCAGGAAUAGUUAAAAAAAAAAACAGCUACUACUAAUAUUUUUUCGUUACAUCAUUUGAAAUGGGACUACUUUAUCAUUCAUGGCAACAAGCUCAGGAAAGGGGAACACAUUUUCCUUGCUGCAUGGAAGCAUUCCUACCCUGAAAAGAUGCUCUGGUUUUCACUGUUUAGCCUCAAAUAUUAUUAUGGCUGGGGUGAAACUGUUCAAAACAAGCGCAGAGGAAAUUGGUCUUUGGAGGAUAUGGCUCAGAAAGUGGUACAUACAGUAGAAAAGGCAGCUUGAGUCCCUGCAGCAAAACUUCAGUUGGGGAAUGUAAACAAGCUUAACAGUGGCUGUUCAAUCUAGUAUGCCUGCCUGUGAUGCAAAACCCAAUGACCACUGCCCACUCCCCAGGCUGUCCAUAUCCUCCAGAACCACCAUGGUCUCCAGCAUGGACAACAGCUCCCCCAGCCCGCAGACCGUGAUGAAGUGGAAGACCGUGCUCGCCAUCUUUGUCGUGGUGGUGGCUUACCUGGUGACUGGGGGACUUGUGUUCCGGGCUCUUGAACAGCCCUUUGAAAGCAACCAGAAGAACACGAUAGCCUUGGAAAAAUCGGAAUUCCUCCAGAAACAUCCUUGUGUGAAGUCAGGCGAACUUGAGGCCUUGAUACAGCAUGCUAUUGAUGCUGUGAGUGCUGGAGUGAGUCCGAUAGGAGAGACAUCCAACAAUAUGAGCCACUGGGACCUCGGGAGUGCUUUCUUCUUUGCUGGGACCGUAAUUACCACCAUAGGUUAUGGAAACAUUGCUCCAAGUACGGAAGGAGGUAAAAUCUUUUGUAUCUUUUAUGCCCUAUUUGGAAUACCUCUGUUCGGAUUUCUACUAGCUGGAAUUGGGGACCAACUUGGGACAAUAUUUGUGAAAAGCAUUGCAAGAGUGGAGAAGGUAUUUAGGAAGAAGCAGAUAACCCAGACCAAGAUCCGAGUGAUUUCUACAAUCAUGUUCAUUUUACUAGGCUGCAUCGUGUUUGUCACAAUUCCAGCUGUGAUUUUCCAAUCCAUCGAAGAGUGGGAGACGCUGGAUUCUCUGUACUUUGUAGUGAUCACCCUCACAACUGUAGGGUUCGGGGAUUAUGUUGCAGGUGGAAACAAAAUAAUCCAUUACCGGGAGUGGUACAAACCGCUGGUGUGGUUCUGGAUCCUGGUCGGCCUUGCUUACUUUGCAGCAGUGCUUAGCAUGAUCGGGGACUGGCUGAGAGUCAUAUCGAAGAAAACAAAAGAAGAGGUUGGUGAGAUAAAAGCUCACGCUGCUGAGUGGAAGGCUAGUGUGAGAGCAGAGUUCAGAGAAACCAGAAGGCGGAUGAGCACAGACAUCCAUGACAAGCUCCAGAGGGCAGCAACCAUGCGGAGCAUGGAACGAAGGAGGCUGGGCCUGGAUCAGAGAGCUCACUCCCUGGACAUGCUGUCUCCAGAGAAAAGAGCCGUCUUCGCUAGCCUGGACACUGACCGCUUCAAAACAUCUUCACAGGAAAGCAUCGACGCCAAACUAAACAACCUGCGGCUCCGGAUGUCCGAGCAGUACGACCAGCAAGGCUCCUCUGAGGAUAACAUCUUCAACAGAUUCAGUUCUUUGACCAGGUUGGCUAAGAGGAACAAAAACAAGGACCUCAAGAAGAACAUUCCAGAUGAUGUCAAGAAAAUAUAUGAGAAUUUUGGGAGCUGCUCAACAGAUGAAGAGAAAAGAGAAGACGAACAGGAAAAGGAGUGCAACACCAGCGUGCCAGACUUUGAAAACACACCGAGAUCCGAGCUGCAGAAUGGAAGUAUACCCAAUGUAACCAAAGAAUACGAUAACAAAUAAUCACUAGAAGAAAAAAAAAAAGCAGACAAAUCCUUAAUGGGUGAAU
Molecule: messenger RNA, 3061 nt
Organism: Acipenser ruthenus (sterlet)
Lineage: Eukaryota; Metazoa; Chordata; Actinopteri; Acipenseriformes; Acipenseridae
Product: potassium channel subfamily K member 10
Exons: 7
Coding region: 1525-3015 (496 amino acids)
Biological process (GO): potassium ion transmembrane transport; stabilization of membrane potential
Cellular component (GO): membrane
Molecular function (GO): potassium ion leak channel activity
Source: RefSeq, a predicted model, not a curated record